AAAAAAAUUUCUUAUAUUUUUCACUAUUUUAUCCAUAGAGAAGAGUAGUAGAUAUAAAGAGAAGAACUGGUGGAGAAAGGAAAGAUCAUAUAUUAAGUAUCGAUGAUGAGAAACGUAGGGAGUUCAAGUUCCAGCGGCAAAGGCAUAGCGGCGGUGGUCGGCGUUGGUCCAAAGCUUGGCCGCUCCAUCGCUCGGAAGUUUGCUCACGAAGGCUACACCGUCGCCAUUCUCGCUCGCGAUCUUGGUAGGUUAUCUAGAGUAGCAGAAGAGAUAGCAAGAGAAGAGAAAGCUCAAGUGUUUGCUAUAAGAAUUGAUUGUGCAGAUCCAAGAAGUGUAAGAGAAGCCUUCGAAGGAGUAUUGUCAUUAGGGUUCGUGGAGGUUUUAGUGUACAAUGCUUAUCAUUCUUCUUCUUCUUACGCAAGUCACCAUCCCACUUCUUUCACCCACAUUCCUUUUCAAUCUUUCCAAACUUCUAUCUCUGUCUCUGUCUUCGCUGCUUUUCUUUGCGCCCAACAGGUUAUUCCCGGGAUGAUGGAGAAAGGGAAAGGAACUAUACUCUUCACUGGUUGCUCGGCUUCUUUGAAUGGUGUUGCUGGUUUCUCCGAACUAUGCUGUGGGAAAUUUGCGUUGAGGGCACUGUCUCAAUGCUUAGCAAAAGAAUAUGAAGCUUUUGGAAUACAUGUGGCUCAUGUUAUCAUCGACGGUGUGGUUGGACCUCCAAGAGAAAUAUACAUCGUCCCUCCUCGAGGAAUGGUCGUGGACCAAUCAUUUAACGUAGGAGGCGAAGAUGGAGAAGGAGAAGGAGAAGGAGAAAGCUCGGGGGUGAUGGGAAUGGAUCCUGAUGUAUUGGCUCAAACAUAUUGGUAUCUCCAUGUCCAAGACCGGAGAGCUUGGACCCAUGAACUCGAUAUCCGACCAUCAAACACAAGAUUCUAGCUAGUACUUUAAAUUAUAAUAAUUUGAUUCUUGGGGUUUCUGAUUUUAUUCAAUGUUCUUUGGGCAUAUAUAUAUAUUCAUAUUCUUGUGUUUGGAAUGUAAUUAAGUAUUUUAAAGGGU
This is a messenger RNA of Arabidopsis arenosa, 1056 nucleotides long. The record is from the annotation of a GenBank genome assembly. Lineage: Eukaryota; Viridiplantae; Streptophyta; Magnoliopsida; Brassicales; Brassicaceae.